UUGAUUUUCUUUCCAUGUUUGCUGCUUUGUUUGCUUUUGCAUGAUAUAGAGAAACACAUACAAAGGGGAAUCAUCAAAGAUUUAUAAAGUGGAUCGAAGGCAAGGGAAGAGGCCACUGCCAUCCGAUCAUGAAUCGGAAGAGAAAGAGGAAGCGGUAGCUGACCAUUUCUUUCCUGUCUACUCGGCUAGGUCUCAACAAGACAUGAACGCAAUGGUUCAAGCCCUAACUCAAGUUAUUGGAAACAACAACAACAGCCCACUUCUUCAACAUCAUGAGCAGCAAAACCGAUCUGACACAGCUGAUCAAAACCAAUCUCAACAUCAACAAGCUCAAGAUCAAGGAAACGCGAGGAGAAGACACUAUAGAGGAGUAAGGCAAAGGCCAUGGGGGAAAUGGGCAGCUGAAAUAAGAGAUCCAAAGAAGGCCGCUCGCGUUUGGCUUGGAACGUUUGAAACAGCUGAAGCAGCUGCCCUAGCUUAUGAUGAAGCAGCUCUUAGGUUUAAAGGAAGCAAAGCAAAGCUUAACUUUCCAGAAAGAGUUCAAGCAAUAUCGGAAUCAGGUUAUCUGGCAACUAGCCAAGAAGUGGAACGGGCGCCGCCGGCGGCGGCUUUACUUCUUCCUCCACCUUCUCCUCAUCCAUCAUAUCCCAAUAUUUCUCAGUACGCACAGCUUCUUAGCGGAGGUGGCAAUGCUUUAGACUAUGGUUUACCAGCUGCUGCCUAUGGCGCAGCAUUGCCAGCUUUUACUUCACACCCCACAACUCUAUCUUCAUCUUCCACGAUGAUAUCAUCACAACAACAACAAGAGUACUUCAGUGGGUUUUCACAGCAGUUCGGUGGUUCAUCUGCAAGUUCGGAUCCACCUCCUAAGAACAGGAGAGAAUAUCAUGAUUAUUACUAUUCAAGAGAAUAGUUAAUCGACUGCAUGCAGGUUUGCUUUACUUGGGAGACAAAACUGUUCUUGUUGGUUUUUUUUUUCUCUUUUGCUUGCAUUUAUUUUCCUUAAUGCUUGUUCCAAAACCCCUUAUCAACCUUUGGUUUUUCAAGUUUUCAGCAAUUCCAGAAUCGUUUGUUUGAUGAAAUCUUCAGGUGUUUUCAGUUAUAGUAGUGUUCAUGUUCUCGUUUAAAAAAAGAAAGGGAAAUAUAACAUUAGGUUAGAACUUAGAACAUAGAAAAAAAAUGAAGUGAAAUCAAGGUGAGAAGUAAAAUCAUUAGCACUAGAUCGAUGUGAGAGUACAUCCUUAAAAUUAUUCGAGAAUAAAAUUAAAUCCGGACUAAAAUUUAGAAAUACCGUGAUUAUAUUAUUAAAAAUAAUAUAGUAGGAUUCCUUAAACCUGGACGAAAGCUUAGAGAUUAUCUGAUUAUAUACUAAAAAUAAAGAUGGAAGUACAUUAACUUCAGUUUCUUCACAUGCAAGAAAUCUGUAGAAUAAAUUCGGGUGGCCUAACUUUUUUAGUCGGAUCAUAAAAAAUUAAGGCACUCCUAGAAGAAUUGGUGGAAGCUACUGAGCUGCUCCAUACGUAAGCAAAGUGUUUAAAGUUUAAUUACUAUAUAUAUAUUGUUUACAAAUGAAAAAAAAAA
Messenger RNA from Durio zibethinus, 1581 nucleotides. Its product is annotated as ethylene-responsive transcription factor ERF113-like. The record is from RefSeq and is a predicted model, not a curated record. NCBI's taxonomy places the organism in Eukaryota, Viridiplantae, Streptophyta, Magnoliopsida, Malvales, Malvaceae. Gene Ontology annotation, biological process: ethylene-activated signaling pathway; regulation of DNA-templated transcription. Gene Ontology annotation, molecular function: DNA-binding transcription factor activity; DNA binding.